This is a messenger RNA of Toxoplasma gondii ME49, 3532 nucleotides long. RefSeq lists its product as hypothetical. Bases 891 to 2786 code for a protein of 631 amino acids. The record is from RefSeq and is a predicted model, not a curated record. The transcript has 2 exons. NCBI's taxonomy places the organism in Eukaryota, Apicomplexa, Conoidasida, Eucoccidiorida, Sarcocystidae.
CGGGAAUGGACGGUUGGCCCCGCCUGAGGCACGCGUUCAGUGUCUGACAAAGAGUGGGACGAGAUGUGCGAAAACGCGCAUCAUCCACGUUGAAACGUGGCUAGCGAGUUCGCGAGCUUUGAGCGCGUUUCAGUCGCUUCUUUUGGCGGGUCGUGUGUCUUGCACACUUCGCCAAAUUCUACGCCUUUCCAGCUCUGAAUUUUUGCCUGUCGAUUUCGCCGGAUAUUCGGACGCAAAAUAAUUGCCCACGAAGCCUUUUCGUGUCUGCUUCCCUUUCCUGACAUAGUUGACACCCCAGGGUUGUUCUGCUGUCGCGCCAACGUGGAAAGUCCAAAGUUGCAAGACGCACACCGCUCCACGCAAAUCCCGGUUCUGCAUCUUCCAGGAAAGGCUCCCCGAAGGACAAUUGAGCAACUACUCAGCGCGUGUUUCGCCGAGGAAGGGAGGUGAUUGAACUGGACUGUGUGCAGUUCAGGAGUUUCGACGAAAACCCGCGUUUUGCCAGUAUCUGUCACUGUGUGGCUGUGUCCGGCCGUCAACAGGCGACGGCAAACCCGCCAGUCUGCCUCGCGCCUGCUCUGAGGGUAUUCAGUGACAAAGGCGUAGGUUGUUUUCUCAUCUGUGUUCACUGAAUUCGUUAGUUUGGCUGAAGAGGACGGCAGUACAGUUGUUCUUCAACCGCUUUUCUUCGCACUGGUGCCGGAGUCGUUUCUACGAGCAUCAGACCCUGCCCUCUCUCCGUCUCUUGCCUCGUUUUGGCUGCGAUCUAACAGGUGUCUGUGUUGGAUUUUCCAGUGUCUUGUCCAAGAAUUCCUCUGGUUUCUCGCCUCCAUCGACCCGAGUGUCGUGCUGCACGCACAUCAGCUGCGUGUAUCUUUUCCCCCGGCAACAUGACGAGCCACCAUCGUGGAAUGGCGGCCUCUUCCAUGUACGAGGUGACACCGAACAAGCGCGUCGCCGCCUCAGCAUCAGCCCAGCAGUCGUACUACCACCAUGCACCGACAACGUCGUCAAGCACAGCUGCAGAUGCCAGUGGCCAAGAAUCUUUCUUCUCUGGCCUCAGCCUGCAUGACGAGUAUCGCUACGUAAUGCCGGGCACCCAAAGCAAGGACGCGGCCAGCGUGUCGUCUUCGAGCACAGGUAAUUUCAAGACUGUGCACAUGUACCAAGCUGAGCACUCGACAAAGCACACGGCGCUCACAGGUUCACAGGCGUCGACUCCGAUGCCUGAAGAAGGAGUUCCUGGAGCUCGUCUCUAUAGCGUAGCGGGAACGGCUGCGUCCUCCACGCUAUCUGGCACCAGAUCCAGAGCCGCCUCCGGCUCUGGAAUUCCACUUCCCGAGCUGGCGACUACGUCACUCAGCUAUGCUCAGAGAGAUCCGCAGCUCCAGCAGGCGCUGUCUUUGCCGCCUGUGGCUUCGGUGCCCAACCUCGGCGCAGCUACCGGCGCCUCUCAAAAGGAGCAGUAUCCCUCGUCACGCAGUUAUUACGGCUUGCCGAGCAACGAGACUUCCCCACCAGUUCUCUCUCAGGGAGGGCCGAUCUUUCGGUCGGGCUCUCAUGUGAGUGCGUACGGAACGCAUGCAGAUGUGAUAUCGCAGACAAACAGCAUGGUGGAUCGGACCUCGUCGUCGAAAGACGUUUUGGCUCACAGACAAGCUAUCCGCCAGCAGAUCUUCGUCGACUGCGUCUCGCCUCAAGAGCAGCGACCCACCCAAACACAAGGAACGGAGCAGACGGGUGAAGAUGUGACCGAACGCAGCACAGUGGCCGGCGCCGCUACCGCGCCGCAAGCGCCUGGGGGGACGUUGACUGGUGCAGCGUCUUCAGGUCCGCAACAGGAUAGGACUGACUCGAUGUGCGCUUCACAAGGCCCGUGGAGUGGCUCUGUCUCGGCACCGAGGCUCCCAGUGGAUGUAGAGAAGCCCCAAGGGGUGACAGGCCACGGCGUCCCCGGGAGCCACACAUACACCUACACAGUUGGGGAUGCAGAAGAGCAGAGUGCCCUCUUUGGAGGCGACGCGACCAGCUCCUCUUCUGUCAACGGUGCUCAAGAUCUGUCCUAUGGUUACUACUCUUGCGGACCUGCUCAGGCUCCUCAAGUGCACACUGUGCAACAUGUUCCAGGGUACUACGCCCCGGGGUUCGACUACCCUUCAGCCCUGUAUGCCCCGGGGCCGGUGCCAGGAAGCUACGUGACCUAUGACGGCGGAGUGGCGUACGUUCAGAACGCGCCGAUGCCAGGCGAAGCCUAUCCUCCCGCCACCUAUGCGACGAGCUACGGCGGCGAAGCCUACUACAGUCAUCCCCCUUUCAGUGGAACAUACUUUCUGGACGCAGAUGGCAAUACCUACUGGUCCUCCGCCGCUCCGAUGUGCGGCACCCAAGUGUACAUGCAGGUGCCUGAGGCGGUCGGAACCCCAGUGGCGGACACUUCGCCUAACGAGGUGCAUGUUUCUCGUCAAAUCGAUGUGAACACGGGUCAAGGCGGCGACCAAAGGAGAGAAGGCAUCUCCAACGUCGUGCCUCUAGCAUAUGAAGCGGCUCCACGCGGCUAUUCUGCGCGCACUGGAUCGCCCCGACCCCACCAGUGCUCCGUUCAACAUCUUCUGCCUUCGAUGGCCUCCUACUACGGCAGCGAAACUGUGCAGACGCCACGCUCUGAGGACGAAAGUCACCGUGACAGGACGGCGGGGAGGCACGAAGGAAGGGUACAGGGGGAGGGCGACGCGGCAAGGAGAGGCAAAAGAAGGGUGAAAAUGAACUGGUGUUGUGACGCAUUUUAGCCAACCAGUUCGGGUUAACGAAGCCGGUCUCGAUUGAAAAAAAUCCCGUGGCUGCCUGUGUGGGUGAUCAAGACAUUUGUGAGUGAAUUUGGAGGGGAGCGCGCAGAUGGAACGGAAGGAGGGAGAUGUCUGUUUGCAGACUCCUGCGUGAACGCGUGAACACAGCGGAACGCGCGAUGUAUUCUGUGUGAAGCCUUCGAGAUCUGCUUCCACGACAGAGAGCGAUAGUCUUUCUGAUAUUCUACACGCAGUGCCUCUUCGUGGCCUGUGCCUCUUAGCGAGUGGCAAUCGGCAGAGAGUGAAUCGUGACUCCGCACUGCUUGGCGUGUGGGUUAUGUAUGCGUGUGCUUAAAAGUGAGCAGGAGCUCCACAGUUUGUCUGACGAGGAAACGAGAGAGGAAGUGACUUAGCAACAGUUGGCGUUAGCGGCUAAGGGCUUUGUAGGUCCACAAGAGACCGUGGAUUGUUUGCCGCCCUUCAAGACGAGUACGAAAGAACGUGCAUUUUCAUCAUGUGACGACGUGCACCUUCAUACUCUACUUGUCAUGUCUCUCAAAAUGAAGUUUUUUUGACGACAGCGUGUUGUGUUCAAGACUUAUGGAUUAGAUAAUGCUGGUUCUAUUUCGUUCUGCUCUCGACUCAAAGUCGCGGGCUUUUCAUCUAGAGCGUGACGACGUUGCAGAUUUCAGUGAAGUGUUCCGCUUUCGAGUUCGGAGGAGAUAGAAACAGAAAAGAACCACGAGGAC